AUGAAAACAAAUUAGCUUUGUCAAAUUGAUAUUCCUAAAAAUUAAUAUUCAAUUAAUGCGCCAUCAAACUAACACUAUAAUUAUAAAUAUCUAAAGGAAAAAAUUCUACCUGGCCUUACUCCUAUAAACUCUCCUGAUUUAUCACCUUAGAUAUCAUUAAAUUAGAUAGAAGAUCCAGCAUUUGCAAAUAUUAAAAUGCUAAAAAUUGAUUAAGAAAGUAAGAAUAAUUUUUCUAUGAACUAAUUUUCUCAAUUAAGAUAUGGCAGCAGAGUUAUACAUAAAGAACAACAUAAGGCUGAGUUUGAUAAUCUAAAUAAUUGUGAGGCAGAAAACGAUGAGAAAGAGUAAUAAACAGGUAUUGUACAUGUUUCUAAUUACCAUAAAAAAUAAACUGAAGCCAAAAAAUCAGAAGACCUUGCUUCAGAGCUAUAAGGAUUUGAAUAAGAAGUGUAUGGUACAAGCAACAAAUCUACUGAAUCAAAAUUUAGUGUUUUACAAAAAUUUAGUACAACCAAUAAUAAUAAAUUAGAAUUUCAAGACAAUUCUUUAGAGUUUUACAAUAUAAAUGAAACCUAAAAGAAAAAAGUUAUGGAAUUAAAAAGUAUUAUUGCUUAAAAAAUAGAAACAAACACUUUAUAACAGAAAAUAUUCAAAAAAUUUGAUAAUUUUACUAUUUUAAAAUUUUUGAAUGCAAGAGAUGGAUCGAUAAAGGAUGGUUGCUAGAUGUUUAUAGAUUUUUUAUAAUGGAGAAUAGAUAAUUAAGUUGAAAAUAUUAACGAAUUUUAGUUUUAGGAGUACGAUUAAGUUUAGAAUGUUUACCCUCACGGAUUCCAUGGGUAUGAUAAUGAAGGAAGACCAAUUUGGAUUGAAAAUUUAGGAAAGUUAAAAUUAAAAGAGUUGAUGAAAAUAACGAAUGAAGAAAGGUUGAAAAAAUACUUUAUUUAAAAUUUUGAGUAUCUAGUAAAUGAAGUAUUUCCUGCUUGUAGUAAAAUGUUUUAAAAGCCAAUUUACUAAUAUAUCAUAAUACUUGAUAUGAAAGAUCACAAUUUAAGCUUGAAUGAUCUUAAAAGUUUUUUGAAUAUGACAUCGAAUAUCACAAAAAAUAACUAUCCAGAAAUACUAUAUAAAAUGUACAUUGUUAAUACAAGCUCUUUGUUUUCUUUUCUUUGGAAAGGUGUCAAAUAUAUUUUGAAUGAAAAAACAAGACUCAAAGUUGAGAUUUUAAGUAAUUAAUUUUUAAAAUCUGUAAAUGGAAAGAUUAAAAUAGAAAACAUUCCUUUGUUUUUAGGUGGAUCUUGCUAACACUGUGUCUAGAUACAAAAGGAAAUAGAUAAAAAUUAAAAGUAUUUAUCUAAAAAGAUAUGUAGCUUGUAAUCAAAUUGA
Tetrahymena thermophila SB210 is the source of this 1383-nucleotide messenger RNA. RefSeq names its product divergent CRAL/TRIO domain protein. NCBI's taxonomy places the organism in Eukaryota, Ciliophora, Oligohymenophorea, Hymenostomatida, Tetrahymenidae. The record is from RefSeq and is a predicted model, not a curated record. The transcript is spliced from 6 exons.